This is a messenger RNA of Schistosoma mattheei, 2458 nucleotides long. The record is from the annotation of a GenBank genome assembly. NCBI's taxonomy places the organism in Eukaryota, Metazoa, Platyhelminthes, Trematoda, Strigeidida, Schistosomatidae.
CUAAAUGCUAACGUGAAUACUAACAAUUCCAUUAUGAUUCAAUGUAAUAUUAUAAACAGGUUACAUAUUUCUAUGAUUACGUAACAAUAAUAAUUGAUUGUAUAAUAUCACAGAUAACACUAAUACUGUUAUAAUCCAUUAAGAAUUUAUAACAACAUAUAUUCUCCAAUAUAUCAGUGAUAUCAACUAUGCAUCAAUUCAAUUAUACAAAUCAUAUAAUAUUGAAAAAUAUUUUAUUAUCAUUAUUAUAUUUAUCUAUAUCUAUAUUAAAUUUAUUAGAUACUUAUUAUGUAAUAUCUACAAAUUCAAUACAUAUUAUCAAUAAUCAUGAAAUCAAUAAUGAACAACAAUUAAUCAAUAAAAUCAAUAUUAAUGAAAAUCAAUUGAUUCAUAAACAGUUUUUAAUUAUUAAUCAUUUUAAAUAUGAACAUACAUUGAUUACAUAUUGUACAGAAAUAUUUGGCGGUAUUUUAAAUUUUAUUUCAGCUAGUUUAUAUUUUACUACACAAUUACAUAGUUUAUUAUUAACUCAUAAUACUACUACUACUACUAAUAGUAAUAAUAAUAGUAAUAACAAUGAUAAUAAUUUAAAAAAGAAAACAUUAAAAUCCCGUUUCAACAUUCCAUUUCCUUAUCAUUACUUAUAUCCUAAUGAACAAAUUAUAAUGAUACAUAAAUAUUUUGAAUUUUCUAGUUUACUUAUUAUAAUAAGUAGUAUAUUUAGUUGUAUUAUGAUGAUGAUCACAAUAAGUUUAAGAAGUUAUAAAAUAUUUAUGAUGAUGAAUUAUACAGAAAAUAAUUACCAUAUAUUAAUCAAUUCUAAUUCAACUCAAUGGUUUAUAGAUAUAACAAUACAAAAAAUACAACAAAUGAAUCAAUUAUUUUUAUUAUUUUUAUUAUUUAUAAUUAAUAUUUAUAUUUUAUGUUUAUCGAGUGGUUUAAAUUGUUGCCAUCAUAAAAAUAAUUUAAAUAAUAAUAGUAAUCAAUUAAAACAAAAUCAUUCAAUUGUCAAUAUCAAAAAGGAUUUAAAUUUUUGCAAACAUUUAAAUCAAUUAAUUUUAUUAUUUUCAUCGAUAUUAAUUAUAUUUGGUAGUUUAAUUAUUAUUAGUAAUAUAAUAAAAUGUAUACAAAUUAAUAAUUGGUUCAUUAAUAAUUAUUUAAUUGAAAAAUCAAAAUUAAAUAAUUUUUUUAAUUUAUUCAAUGGUACUUUAAAUAUAUUAAUUGGUUUAUUGAUAAUUAUGACAAUAAAAUUUUAUUUAAUUCCAUUAGAAUCAAUCAUAAAAAAUCAAUAUAAAAAUAUAAAAAUGAAAAAAAUUUUUAAUUGUCCAAUCAAUAUUAUCAUUAUUAUCAUAUGUUUUUUUAUAUCGAUAUCAAUACAAAUCAAUAUAUCGAUUAUGAAUAAAUUAGAUUAUUUAAUUAUUAAUAUCAAUCAAACCGAUCAAUAUUUAUUACGUAAUUCAUUACAAUUAUAUUAUUAUAAUUAUGCAAUUAAUUAUUUUUUUAAUUUUUUUACAUUACCUAUUAUUAAUUUAUUAUUAUGUUGUAUUAUUAUUGAUUUAUAUCUUCGUCAUAAAUUACAAUUGAAUUUAAAAAUUGAUUUAUUUAAACAAUUAUAUAUUGAUUAUAAUUUAAAUAAUAAUAAUAUUGAUGAAUUAAUGAAACAAAAAAAAUUAAAAUAUAAUUAUAAUCAUCAAUUAAAUAAUGAUAUGAAUCUAUCUACUGUAAGUUAUACUCAUUUACCAUUACAUAAUUCAUUAUUAUAUAAUGAAAAUAAUACAAUCAAUAUAAGAAAGAAUAGAAAUGAAGGAAUUCAUCAAAGAUAUUCAGAAUUAUUUCCACAAUUGAAUGAAAUGAAAUCUAUAAAAUAUUCACCAUUGAAGAGACUUGAUACUAUUAUUACUACUAAUACUAUUACUACUACUAAUAAUAAUAAUAAUAGUAAUAAUAUGAAUGAAAUUAGAUCUAUUCCUUAUUUAAAAUCGAAUAUUCAUUCAUCUAAUAGUAUGAAUCCAAUUUAUUUUGAAUUAGAUACCAUUCAAAAUGAAAUGAAAUCAUCGAAUGAAUUAGAUAUCCAUUCAAAUUAUUUAAGUCAAAUUGUUUAUAAAUGUUCAAUGAAUCCAUCACAAUUAAGUGAUCAUAAAUAUAAUGAAUUCAAUCAAUUUAUAUAUCAUUAUCCAAUAGAAUCAUGUGAAUAUAUGAGUUGUGAUUUGACACAACAACCACAGCAACAACAACGAACUGAUAUAACAUUAAUUCAUCCUGAAAUGAAUAAUGGAAUAAAUAAUUUAACAUCUAGUGAAUUAAUAAAAUUAUUUACUGAUACAACAGGUGAGGAUUUUAUUACAUCAGUUUGAUUACCAUCUAUCUAUCUAUCUAUCUAUCUAUCUAUCUAUCUAUCUAUCUAUCUAUCUAUCUAUCUAUCUAUCUAUCUAUCUAUCUAUCUAUCUAUCUAUCUAUC